This is a messenger RNA of Liolophura sinensis, 4767 nucleotides long. Its product is annotated as N-lysine methyltransferase KMT5A-like. Gene Ontology annotation, cellular component: nucleus; polytene chromosome. The record is from RefSeq and is a predicted model, not a curated record. Lineage: Eukaryota; Metazoa; Mollusca; Polyplacophora; Chitonida; Chitonidae. Bases 1 to 945 code for a protein of 314 amino acids. Gene Ontology annotation, molecular function: histone H4K20 methyltransferase activity; protein binding; transcription regulator activity. Gene Ontology annotation, biological process: regulation of transcription by RNA polymerase II; regulation of DNA damage response, signal transduction by p53 class mediator. The transcript has 7 exons.
AUGGAGAAACAACAGGUGUGCGAGUCCCCAAAAAUCACUGACUACUUUCAUGGAAGUCCAGAUAAAGGUUCUUGUCUUUCGGAAUCUGUAAGUAAAGACAGCCUUAGGCUUGAAGACAUUUUACCUACUCCUGAAACAUCACCUGUUAAAGACAAAGCAGAAAGUAAGACAGACGUUCAGCCCAUUGGGGUAUCCUCACCAGACUCUACCACAGACAUCAAAGCAUCAAACAAUGCCUGUGAGAAACUAGCUGAGCGUCUAGCAGAAGACAUUUCAGCGGGCAAAGCUGGCAAGGAAAAUAUAACAGACAAUAAACCUAACCCAGUGUCAGACAGCUCUGAGGUUCUCCUGUGUCCACACCAGAGGCCAGACCUAAAACACAACGGAAGAAGAAGACGGAUCCAGCUGCUAACAAUCACGUCCUCACUGAUUAUUUUUCCCGUCCGAAGAAGCAAUCGUCAGUGUGUGUCAAACAUAAAGAAAGAUGAAGAAAACCGUAUUGAAGAUGCAGUAUUAAAUGGGAAAGAAAUUGGCUUAAAGGUCGUGGAAUUUGAGGGUAAAGGACGAGGUGUGAUUGCUACACAGGAUUUCCGGCGAGGAGGAUUUGUAGUGGAGUACGCUGGUGACCUAAUUGAUCUCAACACGGCCAAACUGCGAGAGGAGGAAUACGCACAAAGGCCAGACAAGUUUGGCUGUUACAUGUACUACUUUACACACAAGAAUAAGAACUAUUGCGUUGAUGCUACAUUGGAGUCGGGUCGUUUGGGAAGGCUGCUGAACCACAGCAAGAAGGGAAACUGUCAUACGAAGUUAACUGAAGUGAAGGGCACACCUCGAUUGAUACUGGUGGCGUCAAGAGACAUCCAGUCUGGAGAAGAGUUACUGUAUGAUUAUGGAGACAGAAGUAAAAGCUCAUUAGAGGCUCACCCAUGGCUCAAGUCAUGAUGUCCAUGAUAGGAUAAUGCUCGGUGUACAAGAGAGCUUAAGACACAACGGUCGAGUUGCGGAGAUUCUUCAGUGGUUAAGUAUGUGCCGAUUUUUAUCUAACGUCGUAAGGUAUAAAGUUCCAGGAACAAACUGUGAGUUGACUCGCACGUUGAUCACUCAUCUGUGCUGUGCUUUGCAGUACUAAACCACAAUCCCUUUAUUUGGCCGCCUGUGGUUCGCGUUACUGUCGUCCUAUUGUUGAUACAAUCAGAUUUUGUCAGUGAUAUGAUGUCAUCAGUCAUAUUCGUUUCGAACGGUAUUUUUAAGUGCUGGGGUAUCGUGUUGAGAUCUGUGAUGUUCAACCCAUGGCUUCAUCCUCAUGUCUCGUUGCAUGUGUUGCUACAUGUAUGGUCUGUCUAAUUUGAAAGUCUAAUUUUGAAAUCUGAAUAUUGCAUAUUGGAAGUCGGGAUAGCAUACGAUUGAAGUUUGGAUAUUACACAACUGAAAUUUGUUUACUUAAGUCCUGAUAUGGUAUAUUGUAAGAAUGUUAUAGACAUAAAGUCUUGCACAUUUGAAGUCAUGAUGCCAUACGAUUGAAAAAUAGAUAUGACACUUCCAGAUCUUGGAUAUGUACAUGAAAGUCAAAGGCAUGUUCAAGACUCGGGUCUUGCAUUGUUAUACAGAUGACUGAAGUCACGAUGCAAGAUGCCCAUACAGGAAAUCAGAUAAAAAGGGCAAAAGUCAUGUAAUCACAAUGCAAAAUGUCCAUAUCUGAAGUAAAAAUUAGCAGGGUGAAAGUCAGGAGUCCUCACAGGGCCAGAAGUCACAUCAUUAUCAUGAAUCAAACCUCCAUGACCAUGGCGACAGCAACCUGCGGAUGGUCCUGGGUUUCCCCCGGGCUCUGCCCAGUUUCCUCCCACCAUAAUGCUGGUCGUCGUCGUAUAAGUGAAAUAUUCUUGAGUACGGUGUAAAACCCCAGUCAAAUAAAUAAAUCCAUGACCAUGGUUUGCAUAUCCAUCGAGCAUGAGAAUUUUUUUCUUCACAUUUUUGCUCAUUUUGGGGGAUUUUUGCCCCAAAAGGAGAAAAUGAACUAUCUAAUAUGAAUGAUUAGUUGCAUGUUUUUAUCGUUUUGGUUUUUUUCUGUCAGAUUUUUCCAGGAGCGUCAGUUCUCAUACGUAGACUUUCGUGAACACCGAUCUCAUUGUACAUAUCACUAAAAACACGGCUGAAUCUGUAGAGAUGACUUCAAACUGAUCAGGAUGAAAAUUGAUAUCAGAACACUGAAUUGUGGCCAAGAGCCUUUGGCAUGCCUUAUCGCCGCCUGUGUGUAUGACUACAUACAACAUCAGCGCUUGCCAGGCAAUGUAACACACCCCCUACAGCAUCGCUUAAUUCUCUCGGAAUCUAAGGCGAUUGUACGUCAGAGUAUUGUCAUGUACUGUAUUUGACUCACAAAUUUACCCAACAAAGUUCAUCAACUUAAGAUCAUAAAAUAUUAGUUUGGUGAAGCUGAACUUUUCUCCAGUAGGAUAUGGUGUUAUACAUUCCAAACAAAUCUCAGGCCUUUGAAUGUGAGGCGUGCUAUCACAGUCACACGCCUAAUGCACUUCUGAAAACAGUGGCUAGGUGUGCUAGUAGGACACACAUGACUAAAUUAGAAGCCUGGAGAGAGUGAAUUUAGGUGUGCUAAUCACACUCCUGGGCCCAGCUUCGCAAAGAAGUCGUACAUGUACAAUAGUUAUACAUAUAGGACAAUGGCAGGAUAAUAGUAAUGUACGAAAUAUUAUACGACGUACGACAAAUGUACAGUAAAAAAAAGUAUUAUAAGCCGCUUUGUGAAACUGGGCCUAGUUGUUUUGCAAAGGUGUAAUAAUCACACGCAGACUAACAAAAUGAAAUCCUGAAAACUCAAGAUGCCUCUCUCAGAUCAAUACAACUAUAAAGAAUUGUGCAAAAUGAGUAAUGGACAAAUUUUGUGUCAAAUACAGUAUUUUAACAAUGCAAAAAAGGGUUAAGAAAGAACUUGAUGUUGCAGUCUUCAUGUUUCACUGUUCAUUAGUGUCAUGAAUCAUAGUUUUUGUUUAUUUUGGUUGUGUUAGCUCAGGGAAAGGUCACUUUGACCUUGACAGCCCCCUGCAUGGCUGAACGUCCUUGGGUACUUCUUUACAAAGUCCACUUUUUCAGCCAAUUUUUUUCUCCUUGUACCAUUGAAUUAAUAUUUUUUGUGUGUAACCAAAGAUAUAAUUUAUUGUUGUAUAUAGUGCACAACAUAGUAUAUCCAUAAUUUAGACCAGAAUUUUAUUAAAAUAAAGUGGCAAUGAAUUCUUGAAUUGGAACAGAUAAAUUUUGUGUACUGUAAAUGUUCAGUGCAAAUAAUUGGAAUGUUCAUGAUUUGUUUGCAGUCAUUAAAUGUAAAGUUGAUAAGUUUUCACUGGAAGUUAAAAGUAACAUGGUGGGGGCCCUCCGUGGCUCAGUUGGUUAGCGCGCUAGCGCAGCUUAAUGACCCAGGAGCCUUUCACUAAUGUGGUCGCUGUGAGUUCAAGUCCAGCUCAUGCAGGCUUCCUCUCCGUGGGAAGGUCAACCAGCAACCUGCGGAUGGUCGUGGAUUUCCCCCAGGCUCUGCUCGCUUUCCACCCACCAUAAUGCUGGCCGCCGUCAUAUAAGUGAAAUAUUCUUGAGUACGGCGUAAAACACCAAUCAAAUAAAUAAGUAAUAUGGUUGAUAUUGUGGUUUCAUCAUUCACCGAUUAUCUUUCAUGUGUUUGGAACCAGUAUUUUUUUUAUAUCAUCUGUGUCUACGAUUCACCCAAUAACAUUCAUACAAAAUUCAGAUUUCCCCCUGAUGUACUGUCACUUGCUAAAUGGAACCACUGGUAUAAACUUGACAUGAGCCUCAGCGAGAACCUUACGUGACUUACGUGUGUGGUUUUUGAUACUGCUGGUUCUGAAAUUGGAACCACCUUACUUUACAUCUUCAACCUCUUUGACCUCUAAAGCAUAUUUUUUUUCCAGUGGAAUUUAUACAUACAAUAUGAUAAUGACACUAAAAAAUAAAAUAUUUGUCUCACUAAAAAUGCAAGCUUUAUAUCAUUACUCUGCACACCAUAGUUCUCUUAAGAAUGUUUCAAAUAUUGGUCACAGUACUGGCUGAAAAGAUUGAAGAAUUAGUGUAAGCCCGUGACUUCUGAAAGAGCCUCACUCACUGAUGCCUCUGAAAACAAGCAUACAGAGGGCACUGAAAACAAGCAUACAGAGGGCACUGAAAACAAGCAUACAGAGGUCACUGAAAACAAGCAUACAGAGGGCACUGAAAACCUUCAUACAGAGGCCACUGAAAACAAGCAUACAAAGGGCACUGAAAACCUUCAUACAGAGGCCACUGAAAACAGGCAUACAGAGGGCACUGAAAACAAGCAUACAAGGGCUCUGAAAAGCUCAUAAAAUGUACCCCCUUGUAAGUGAAAUAUUCUAGAGUACAGUGUGAAACCCCGAUCAAAUGAAUAAAGGGACACAAAAUGUUGGAAAAUCACACUAAUAGCAUGACUUGAGUAAAUACUGACGCACGAUUCAUACAAGGAAUUUUAAUACCACUAGUUUAGUAAACAGUAACUUGUUUCAAUAGGUAUUUGGGAAUUUUUAAAAUUGGUUAAACUCUUCUGUCUUUCUAUUUGUGUAGCCAUUGCUUAUAAAUGGUUUACAUUAGUAAUAAGGUGGCUACAUGUAGCUUUUAAAUUAGUAAUAAGGUGGCUACAUGUAGUUUUAAAGUCUGUAUAAAUUAAAAAUGCAUUCAUUGACAUACUUUCAUCACCAGAUGUGGAAAAGCAACAUUUUUAAGGCAGUA